Fukomys damarensis (Damara mole-rat) is the source of this 3678-nucleotide messenger RNA. RefSeq names its product ecto-NOX disulfide-thiol exchanger 2 (gene Enox2). Gene Ontology annotation, biological process: ultradian rhythm. Gene Ontology annotation, cellular component: plasma membrane; external side of plasma membrane. Gene Ontology annotation, molecular function: protein-disulfide reductase activity; RNA binding. NCBI's taxonomy places the organism in Eukaryota, Metazoa, Chordata, Mammalia, Rodentia, Bathyergidae. The record is from RefSeq and is a predicted model, not a curated record. The transcript is spliced from 14 exons. Bases 361 to 2310 code for a protein of 649 amino acids.
CAGUAAUAGCAAUUCAUAAAAGCCAGUUCCAGCCCUUGUCUUCAAGGCUCCUGGAUUUUCCACUGCCUGCUUUUGUGUAAGUGAAGUGGAUGGAAGUGCUACUGGCAUCAGAAUCCACCUCCCUGUACUCCGUUGCUAGAGCUCAGUUGCUCGGCUGGAGCUGAGCUAAACAGAAGCAUCGGAUCUGAGCUGAAUUGUGGCUGUUUUUUUUUUCUUUUCCUCUAUGAGGGGGCGGGUUAGGGAUAAUGUAUAGUGGGGGCUUACUGUUCUUUGGCUUUUCUUUUUGUGGAGAGAAAAGGGUAAGGAGAGAAUAACUCACGGUACAAUACAGCGUGAAACAGUUCCCUGAAGAGUGUCACAAUGUUCCUGGUACAAUAUACAGGAUUGAACCAGCUGCCCUUUGACCCCGCCAACAACAACGAGCCCCUGCAAUUUGGUAGUGCCAGUGGUCCUCUGGUCACAGAAGGUCUCACUGAGAAUGGAGGGGACUCAAGCAAGAAAAGAAAGAGAACAAAUGCUCCUUCAGCUGAUAAUAGUAGAACUCUGAAUGUAGAUUCCACUGCAAUGACGCUGCCUAUGUCUGAUCCAACUGCGUGGGCCACAGCAAUGAAUAAUCUUGGAAUGGCACCGCUGGGAAUUGCUGGACAACCAAUUUUACCUGACUUUGAUCCUGCUCUUGGAAUGAUGACUGGAAUUCCGCCAAUAACUCCAAUGAUGCCUGGUUUGGGAAUAGUGCCUCCACCAAUUCCUCCAGAUAUGCCAGUAGUAAAAGAGAUCAUACACUGCAAAAGCUGCACACUCUUCCCUCCCAACCCAAAUCUCCCACCUCCUGCAACCCGAGAAAGACCACCAGGAUGCAAAACGGUAUUUGUGGGCGGUCUGCCUGAAAAUGGGACAGAGCAGAUCAUUGUGGAAGUGUUCGAACAGUGUGGUGAGAUCAUUGCUAUCCGGAAGAGCAAAAAGAACUUCUGUCACAUUCGCUUUGCUGAGGAGUACAUGGUGGACAAAGCCCUUUAUCUAUCUGGUUACCGAAUUCGCCUGGGCUCUAGUACUGACAAGAAGGACACAGGCAGGCUCCACGUUGACUUUGCACAGGCACGAGAUGACCUGUAUGAAUGGGAAUGCAAGCAGCGGAUGCUAGCAAGAGAGGAGCGCCACCGGAGACGGAUGGAAGAAGAAAGACUGCGUCCACCAUCCCCACCGCCAGUGGUCCACUAUUCAGAUCAUGAAUGCAGCAUUGUUGCUGAAAAACUUAAAGAUGAUUCCAAAUUCUCAGAAGCAGUACAGACCUUGCUCACCUGGAUAGAGCGAGGAGAGGUGAAUCGUCGCAGUGCCAACAACUUCUACUCCAUGAUCCAGUCAGCCAACAGCCAUAUCCGCCGUCUGGUGAAUGAGAAAGCUGCUCAUGAAAAAGACAUGGAGGAAGCAAAGGAGAAGUUCAAGCAAGCCCUGUCUGGAAUUCUCCUCCAAUUUGAGCAGAUAGUGGCUGUGUACCAUUCUGCCUCCAAACAGAAGGCUUGGGACCACUUCACAAAAGCCCAGCGUAAAAAUAUCAGCGUUUGGUGCAAACAAGCUGAGGAAAUUCGCAACAUUCAUAAUGACGAAUUAAUGGGGAUCAGACGAGAAGAAGAAAUGGAAAUGUCUGAUGAUGAAAUAGAAGAAACAACUGAAACAAAAGAAACUGAGGAAUCAGCCUUAGUAUCACAGACAGAGGCUCUAAAGGAAGAAAAUGACAGCCUCCGUUGGCAGCUAGAUGCGUAUCGGAAUGAGGUAGAACUACUCAAACAAGAACAAGGCAAAGCCCAAAAGGAAGAUGACCCAAACAAGGAACAGCAGCUGAAACUCCUGCAACAGGCCCUACAAGGAAUGCAGCAGCAUCUCCUCAAAGUUCAAGAGGAGUACAAAAGGAAAGAAGCUGAACUUGAAAAACUCAAAGAUGACAAGUUACAGGUGGAAAAAAUGUUGGAAAAUCUUAAAGAAAAGGAAAACUGUGCUUCUAGACUGUGUGCAUCAAGCCAGGAAAGCGACUACCCUCUUGAGAAGACCAUGAACAGCAGUCCUAUCAAAUCUGAACGAGAAGCGCUGCUAGUGGGGAUUAUCUCCACGUUCCUUCAUGUUCACCCAUUUGGAGCAAGCAUUGAAUACAUCUGUUCCUACUUGCACCGUCUUGAUAAUAAGAUCUGUACCAGUGACGUGGAAUGCCUCAUGAGUAGACUCCAGCAUACCUUCAAGCAGGAAAUGACCGGAGUUGGAGCCAGCCUGGAGAAGAGAUGGAAAUUCUGUGGCUUUGAAGGCUUGAAACUGACCUGAAUCUCUUUGCCUACCAUAGGAUCCUGAAAAUAAAUAUGUGUUGGACAAGCUUAGAAAAGUGAUUUGUGUUUUCAAUGAUUUUCAAGUGGAAGUUGCUUUAAAUUUGUCAGUUCAUUCCUUGAGUAUCUUUUAAAUUGAAAUACGGAUCCUGGAAUAGCACUUCAAGCUACAGGUCCGAAGAAGAAUUUGCCUCAAACCUCAAGUGCUGUAACUCCCUCCCCUUUCUGGCAAUUGGUUCUUUUCUUAUUAGUAGUAUUGAAAAAGUCCUCUGACUAAAGAGUAUUUGGAGUGUUUUCAGUGUUUGUACUACUGUUGUAGACCUUGGUAUUUUUUUUAAAAAAAACUGUUAAUUGAAAUGUUUUAAUGAUUCAUAUGUGAUUUGUGUUUCCAAACUUUUCAUGUUAAUGUUGCUGCUACUGGAUAGGAAUUAGAGGAGCACUAAGUACUCUGUGUAACUGCCAUUGUCUUUCUAAUCUCUAGUAGACCAGUAAAUGAAUAACGCAUCAGUGUCCUCUGGUUGGUGCUUACCAGGUUGACCUUUGAAACAACAAAGCAUGGUUUGUGGCUUUUUGCAAAAUUACUCUGAACCAAAAGUUGACAAAUGUUCCAAAGUUGUUAUUUUUUCCAGUAGUUAAAAAAGGUCUAUUUAGAAUUUCAAAAAAAUAAAUCUAGAUGUCUUCACCAAAAGCAAGUAUUCAGUAUGACUAGCAUGUGUUUGUGCUAUUCAAAAAUCUCUUGUAAAUAGUCUGCUUUUAAAGGAGAGCAUGAUUAGUUUUCUAUGAAUUGAAAUGCAUUCACAGGUGGGUGCGUGCACAUUAGCAGAAGGAAUUUAUUGAAGUACUCUCCCCUCUGGCCUUCUGAAGUCUGUUGGUCCCUUUUUUCUGCUGUCAGUGUGUCAAACUGCAAACUGCGUACUACUGUAAAUACUAUGUUUACUUCGUGCUGAAUGUUUGCCAAGAGUUGAUAUGAGGAUAUGAGUAUUAAUAGUAAUGAACUAGUGGGUAAAUAAUGGGCCAAAGUGUUGAGGUUUCCUACAAAUCGGUCUGCUCUACCUGGAGCGCUGAUUGCUGGGGACACCUCCUGUUCUACUAUGCCCCAACAGCAGGUUGCAAAGGUGGCAUGGAAGUGGAUCGUUUAGGAAGUUCUGCUUGGUAGAAAAUGAAAGGAAAGGAUAGGGCUUUGGGGCUAGAACGGGCUUUAUUUAUUUAUUUUUGUGGUAGCAGCUAUGGGGCUUAGAACAUAAGCCUGCCCUCCCUUGAACUGCCUGGAAGGUAAGAGGAUGCACUGAAUAAGCAAAGCCAGUGGAGAGUGUUCCACAAAAAGACUUUGUAAAUGAGAUGCCAGUAGUGUUCAAAGUUGUAUUUUUAA